GCUCAUCCAUCCUGGGAACCAGAGUAACAAAACUUGCCCCGCUUGUAGCUCUAAAACUGUUGUUUUUAACCGUUUAACUGAACGUUAGCUACCGUUAACUAGCAACGGUAACGUCGAACAUUCUAGCAGUAAUAACAGAAAGGAUAACUUUAGAUUUCGGCUUUAGCUAACGUUAGACGUUUGCGUAGGAUGAAGUCGCCCUCUUAAACUUACUAUGGAAGAAGUACAGCAGGGCAGCAAUGGCACUGAGUUACAGACUGCUACCAUCACUCCCUCUCAGUUCUCACAGAUAGCCCAACAGAUGUCACUGGGUGGUGGCUCUGUGGCGGUUUUGCAGCUGCCAGGGGGUCAGUUUCAGGUCCAAGGAGUGAUCCAGUCUGCACAGUCGUCAGUCAUUCAGUCCCCUCAGAUGCAGACUGCACAGGCCCUGGAUUCAGAUAGUGAUGAUUCACAAGACUCAUCAGACAGUGGAGCUGCAGCACAUAAGACCAGAGAAAUACUGGCGAGACGGCCUUCAUACAGAAAAAUCCUAAAUGAACUUUCAUCUGAGGAAGUGACACACAUUGAGGGAAAGGAUAACAGCAUGGUAUCGACUGGAGUUACAGUACCCACCACCCAAAUCUACCAGACCAGCACCGGCCAGUACAUUACCAUAGCAGCUAAUGGCACAAUCCAGCUGGCAACUUCGGGGUCUGAUGCCAUUCAGGGGCUACAGGCUGUCACCAUGGCCAACUCUGGUGGAGCCCAGCAGGGCACCACCAUCCUUCAGUAUGCACAGACAUCUGACGGCCAGCAGAUACUGGUGCCUAGCAACCAGGUUGUUGUACAAGGUGCAGGAGGAGAGGUGCAAACAUACCAGAUCCGCACUGCGCCCACAUCCAGCUCCAUGCCUCAAACUGUAGUUAUGACCUCCCCUAUGGGAAUAUCUCAGGGCAAGAGUGAUGACCCAACAAUGAAGAGGGAAAUAAGGCUUGCAAAAAACAGAGAGGCAGCCCGUGAAUGUCGACGGAAGAAAAAGGAAUAUGUUAAAUGCCUCGAAAACCGUGUAGCUGUUCUUGAAAACCAAAACAAGACCCUGAUCGAAGAACUCAAAACAUUAAAGGACCUUUAUUGUGUUAAAACAGGAUAACCUGUUUGAAUAGAAGUUGAGGAUUGGGACAUAAUGUGGGAGCAGCACAGCUCAGCCAUUUGGACAAACAGGGUUUCUGGGAACACUUCAUUUCAGGCUGAGAGUCUCCAUUUUUUUUUUACUCUGUUUGAUAUAAAAGUGACUUGUAAUGGCAGUAUGGUAUACUGGACUAACAAAAAUAAAUUGGCCAUUUUACCACCUGCUGUUUUUUUUUUUUUUUUUGCUAAUGCUAUAACAUUUAUAGUUGUGUACAUUUUUAAUACUGGGAGGUUUGAAAUUGUGAGCUUUAACUUUGAGUCUCAGUUUGUAAAUGUAUCCCUUUCCUUUUUCUUGUGUUUUUAAAAAUGUUGCUGUUGGAAUUUUAUUAAA
Molecule: messenger RNA, 1498 nt
Organism: Perca flavescens (yellow perch)
Lineage: Eukaryota; Metazoa; Chordata; Actinopteri; Perciformes; Percidae
Gene: atf1
Product: activating transcription factor 1
Exons: 8
Coding region: 215-1129 (304 amino acids)
Biological process (GO): regulation of transcription by RNA polymerase II
Cellular component (GO): nucleus; ATF4-CREB1 transcription factor complex
Molecular function (GO): protein binding; RNA polymerase II cis-regulatory region sequence-specific DNA binding; DNA-binding transcription factor activity, RNA polymerase II-specific
Source: RefSeq, a predicted model, not a curated record